AUGCCGAUUUCAGUUAGUAUUGAUAAGCCUAAAUCUCAACAUCAUGAAUUACUAGCCUCUUUCUUUAAGCUCGUUCUCGGAAACAAUCUCAAAUACAGUUUUUGUUAUUUCUCUCCUGCCCCGAAGAUAUUGGAAGAUGCUGAAGAAGAAAAGUUGAAACUAUAUUGCGAGAGACCAAAUCUGAAAGAUGGUCAUACCGUCCCUGAUGUUGGAUGCGGUUGGUCUUCAAUCUUCAUCUUUCUAGAUUCAUCUUAUGGAAAUUGCAUAUCUUUGCGAAUCGUGUUAGAAUCUACAAGCUACGCAUCAUCUUCAUCACAUCGACACCGCUGA
Messenger RNA from Vicia faba (fava bean), 330 nucleotides. The record is from the annotation of a GenBank genome assembly. NCBI's taxonomy places the organism in Eukaryota, Viridiplantae, Streptophyta, Magnoliopsida, Fabales, Fabaceae.